CCUAGACUAAUAUGUACUGUAUCCAAUAAAGGAAAAGGCGCGCAAGGCUACAGUCUCAAAUCUCAAUAGACCUGCUGCAGCCAAAAGCCACAAAAACCAAAUUUAAAGCGCCAAUUUCAAUUUCGUUUCCCAAAAUCAGCCCGUUGCCAUUCUUACUUCUCUCGCCUGAAGCGAGAACUCACAAACAUCUCCUGCAAUGAGAACUCGGUUUCUCAACGUCGAUUACUUCUCUUCUUCUCCGGUCGAAACCUCAAGCUUCCUCAAUCUCCCAGUCCCUCACCUUCUCCCUUAUCGCGUCCACGAUCUCAACGAAGCUUUCCUUCGCUUCGACUCUCUCCUCGACGUCUCUCUUGAGAUCGAGCCAUUGCCGAUCAACUCUGCUCUUUCAAAAUUCAUCUCGGAAGUGAUUCCUCACUUCAUCGAUGUCGAUUUUAGCGAGUUCGAGGUCAAUCGGUCUCCGAGUGGAAACGGUUGCUUCGAUGAUCACGUGAAGUUUAGCUCUGGAAGUGUUGGUCAUGGAUUCUAUGAGAAAGGAUCCAUGGUUGGUUAUGAAGUGAAGGAACUGCAGGGUCAGAGAAGUUUUAUAUCUGAAUUUCUAGAGAAUGAUAAUGAGACCGCAGUUGAUAAUAAAGAUUCACCAACGUUUGAAGUAAUUGGAUUUGAGAUACCAGAGCUGGAUUCAUGCCUGGACAAAACUUGCUUUUCUGAGAAAGAAAUUGAGGCAUUCUCUGAAGUUCCAGAUAUUGAACAUGAUCCUGAUAUGCUCAAGAUAGGACUUAUAGUGCAGUACCCCGACAAGAUUCAAGAAUCAGUUGAUUCAGUCGAAUAUGUUGCUUUAGACUACAAUAUGGAGCAAAAUGCUUAUAUUUUGGAGGAUGAAAAUUUUCUUGGAAACCAAGCCCAUUCACUACAUUGCACAUUUCCCACUUUGGAGGUUGAUGAGUUUAUCCUGAAAACUUUAACUAGUCAGUCUGUGGAGGAUGUCUUUCUAUCAGUUUUUAAAUAUAUGGAAUCCCAACUUCCCACUUCAGAAGAGAAUCAGCCAACUAACAGCAAGGAGCUUUUGGGUUCUAUUGAGAAUGAUUUUUUGAAGCUACUUUCUGAUGGUUGUUUAUCAAAGCAAUUUCCUGAACCAGAGCAAGCAUUACUGGACUUCUUCACAGAUAUGGACCUUGUAAGCUUAGUAGAAAUUCAACAGAUGGAAAGGAACUUUAGAUUUGAUGAAGGGAUGUCUGAUGGUGGUUGCUUUUGGUACACGAACUCAAUUAUUUUUGAGGAAUUUCAGAUGCUUGAAAGCAAUUCAUCUAAACCUUUUGAAGUCUUUUUGAACAAACAAACUAUUCAUGAACCAGAAAUAUAUGAUUGGCUGUUCAGGGAGGAUAUGAGCUUAAAGAAUUUCAAUGAAUUGAUUGUUAGUCCUGAAUUAUCACACAUAGAUGACAUGUUCAAAUCUCUGCCUGUACCAGUUCUCUCUGAUCAUGCAAGGUCAAGCUCACUUUGUGCAUUUGCUGAGGAAUUACUAUCUGAGUUAAAGCCACUGCCAUUGUUUGCAUCCGAUGGGAUAUACUUGGACUGGCAUAUUUUGGAGGAAGACAAAUGCAAAAAUGGGAUUCAGCUGGCCUUUCAGAAUAUGGUGGAGAAGAUGGAUUUGUAUAGCAUUGAUUUUGGCUUGGAAUCCUCUGAGGAUCAGAAGUUGGUGUCUGAUUUCAUUUUCUCUGAUAAUGGCUUGAAUAAAUCAAUCACAGAACAAUAUGAGGAAGUACUGAACAGGGGUUCUGAUGUUAUUUCUUUGCUUAAUGGUGAUAAUAUAGUAGAUCUAUCAGUUAAUUUUCUAGAUAGUUGGUAUUCUGAGCCAGGAAGUGGAGAAGAACUCGCGGGAAAAGAUGCCAAGAGGGCCUCAAUGCCGUCCAAAUUUAUGCCACAAUUCAGUGAUCUUGACUUCUUUCUAAAUCCUGAGAAAGCUGGUGCAGAAGAAAAUGCUGAAUCUGCAAUUAAGGAAUUUGGUUUUAAUGCUACAUUGCCCAAGGCUUCAAACAAUGACUCAGUUGCACUAUGUGCAUCUAAUGGUGCACAACCACAGCAUUGGGAUAUCAUAUUCUACAACAUAAAAUUGUCUGACUGCAUUGUGGCUCUCAUUGACUACUUUGAAAAGAGCUAUCUGGCCAUUUUACAGAAUGAGACGGAGCUAAACACAUUUUUCCCUGAAGAUAAUUUUAUAUUGCUCAGUAUUCCUAAGCAAAAGCUAAUGGAGUGUGUUAAGAAGAAAAUUACACGAAAAGCUACUUCUCCUGGAGAUGAAGAUAUUAUGGCAUUUGUUACCCUAUCUGCAAUUAAACAAAUGGCUUGGUACUUGUGUUUCUAUGGCAUCCGUACAACUCAUCUAUACAUUGAUAAGUUAUGUCGAAGCCUGGGCUGCUUGAAAUCGAGACUAGAUUUCCUCCACUCUGUGAUUCACAAUGCAUAUGAAAUGGUUGACAGAGAAAUAACCAGAUCACAUCCUUCACUCUCUGUUAUCCAGGAAAUUCUACAGCCAAACACCUCUCAUGGUAGUUUGAAGGCAUUGAUUUUGGCUGAUCGAGUUUUCUGGUGCUGCUUGAAGAAGUUGUUGAUAUCAAUGGGAUUAUCAUGUAACGAGCUACUGACUUUCUAUCCAAACGCUAAUCCACCAGAUACCCACGGCCCUUGUGAGCACGUGAACGUUAAAAUGGAUAUCCAGCUGACUUCUGAUUGUUUGUUGGUAUCUCACGAGCAUGUCUCUGCAUCUUUUCCAUUCCACAAGUUUAAUCUUAUUCUGGAAUAUGGAGGUCCAUGUGGCUCAUCUAGAGUAUCUUCUAUUUCCCCAAAGUUGGUUGGCUUGCCUCAUCUGCACUUCUUAAAGGUGGAACUACGAGAAUUUGGUGCAUCUAGAGCACUCUGUGAAGGUGUUGAUAUGCCUCAGGAUGCCAAAAUGGCUGUGGAAGGAGAUUCUGAUUCAACCCUGGUCCUGGAUGAUGAUAUGAGUCACCAGAAGUUGGAGGAACUUCUGAACUUUGUCCCUAUAGAGGGCAUGUGUACUAAGAUCUCUGAGGUACCUGCUGCUAAAAGAAAAGCCCAAUAUAUUCCUCCUAGUGUUUCUUGUUCUCAACCGGUAGAAGAAACCAAGCACACUGAGCAGAGAGUGGUGGAUACAGUCAUUGUUGUGAAUACUCAAAAUUUUGAUAAGGAAAUGAUAAUAUCCAGACGAAGAACAUAUCAAAAAAUUCUUGCAAUGGAGAAAGAAGGAGCUCAGAUUCUGGAGCGUGAUUCUGAUCUGCCUGUGGAUGUAAUUAUUAGUUCAGCAAUUUCCCUAGUGUGGUACAAUUGCAGAAACAUUGGAAAGAAAGCAACUGGUAUAGACGAAGUGCCGUCAAGUUUGCCUUUGUGCAUCGAGAAUAUUGCAGCAAACGUUUUAAUGUUGCUGAGUUUCAGUUUCAGUGGCUGUUUCAUGGUCUUUGAAGGAGAAAUUGGCUUCCUUUCUACUAUAAUGGAAUCCUCAGCUGGACUUUACGCAGCAGCAGCAAGUCUGGGAAUUGAUUUUCAGCUAUUUUGCUCCGAUUCAUCUGAGUUAACGGAUGAAAUUAUAUUGAACUGCAUAAAAUAUGCUGCUAAGUUGACUAGGAGCCCAUAUCCAAGGAUGCCUGAGUCAGAAACUCUUGCUGAAUCAUUCCUUACAAGGUUUCCUUCGAUCAAUCCUUUGACAGCUCAUGCAAUACUUUCUUCAGUUGGAAUGCUCAUUGAGUUUCUUGAGUGGUCACAUGACCUCAGGGCAUGCGCGAUACAAAACUACUCUGUGCCUGAUGAGAGCAUUGCUCUGUUUGUUGCUUUGUGCAAGUAUGGUGAGCGAGAGGAUGCAAAAUCUAUAAUGACAGACUCUUCUUCAGCAUCUUCUUGUCUUGACUCUGAUAAGUGCCUUGUUAAUGUUGAUUCUCAAAGCAAAAGACAAAAAUACAACUGUAGCCCUAAGAAAAUUGACAUAAGUAUGGAUGACUUAAUGCAUUUUGACCCAAUGAAUCAAUGCAAUGAUGAUUUCCUGAUACCUGCUGGACUCUCAAAGGAAAAUGAGUCUUGGAUGUCUAAAGAUCAUGACACAUUGCAGGGGUACAAGAAGCCUGGUUUGCCCCUGAAUAAUUUGUUUGGUCCAAAGCAGGAGUUUGGUUUUACUGAAAUGGAGAGUCCCCAGAUUUUAAGUAAAGUGAUUUACAUCACUGAUAGUCCCUUGAAAGGGGAAGACCUCUCUUACAUUGCUAGAUCUCUGAAUUUCUCAUCUUUUGUGCCUGAGAUGGAAAAGGAUUCCGCCAGAAAGUCUAAAACAGUGAGAAGAUUAUCAUUUGAUCAUAGCAGUCACCUGAGUUUCCCAACUGCUCGUGAGUCUGGUUCAGAUGUAUUCACGCCUUUAAAAUAUCCUAGACAAAGUUUCCAAGUAACCAAUGAUCGGCGAGAUACAGGUUAUAACAGUGAUAAGUUGCCCCUUAAUUACCAAGAAAACCUCUUAGAGGAGGCUUUAGCUCAGGGAUCUAAAAGUUGCAGAGGGUCACUGUUCGAAAAAGAAGCAUCAAGUCCUGGAGGAACUCUGCUGUCAAAGGCCAUUCUUUCUGCCCAUCCGCAGCCUGGGUCACCAUGGACAAUAGAAUUUCUCAACAGAAUAAGAGAAAAGAGCAGAUUACGGCAGCAGUCCCUUCCACCUGAUACAUCUCUCUCAGAUUUGGGGUUAUUCGGAAAGACAUCUAAAGUUCAUAAGAGAAGAAAUCCUUCCAUUCUUGAUUUUUUCAAAUACCAAGGGGGUAGCACUCCAUUUAGUCCUCAAAAAAUACCAGAAGAAAAGAAGCGGAAACUGAAUCAGCAACCGUCAAGCUCAUCUGAGGACAAAAAAUCCUCACCUUCCCUUCCUCCAACAUGGACACGCAUUGCUAAGAGAGGAAGACCGACUCUAUCUUUUACAUUGGAUGGGAGUGGAAAUCAAACUAAGCUGGUUUGGAGCAAUGGAACUGCCCAUGCUUCCAGCAAAAAGUAUGGUAAUAAAUAACUGGAAUGAAAACAAACGGACUAAAGGAGCGCAAAGGGUACAGGUUCGGGAUCAUUUACAAAAUCAAAAGUUGGAUCUUAUAUACCUUCUUUUUCUGGGCCAGAAAAUAGAAAUGAUAUAUAUGUAGUUCAAACCUCUCUUUUAGAUGGGAACAUGCGCUUCACCAACUGACCUACGAGUGCAACCGCAAGCAACAAUGAUAUUUAGACAUUCUUAAUUUUGUUUACAUUAUGAGCCUACUCUUUAAUGAUGGCGUGAACUUCAUGCUGUUUCCACAAUGUUUCUUCUGCUAUAUAUCUAGAUUGGUUACAUCAAGUCAGCUCCAACAUCAGUUACCCUCUUCCUGCCAUAUAUAUUCUAGUUGGGCAGCAAGAUUAAAUUGACUAGGUUGAG
Messenger RNA from Rubroshorea leprosula, 5434 nucleotides. The record is from the annotation of a GenBank genome assembly. NCBI's taxonomy places the organism in Eukaryota, Viridiplantae, Streptophyta, Magnoliopsida, Malvales, Dipterocarpaceae.